Molecule: messenger RNA, 546 nt
Organism: Prunus persica (peach)
Lineage: Eukaryota; Viridiplantae; Streptophyta; Magnoliopsida; Rosales; Rosaceae
Product: basic form of pathogenesis-related protein 1
Exons: 1
Coding region: 53-538 (161 amino acids)
Source: RefSeq, a predicted model, not a curated record
CCUUCUCUGCUACAAAGAAAACACCUUAAACUUCUGAUAUCAAGAAACAAAAAUGGCGUUCAACACGAAGCUACUUUUGGCCAUCUGCUGCGUCGCAUUGGUCUUCACUCUUGUCUCUGCAAACAUUUCCCAAGCAGAGAUCGAUGGCUUCCUCGAGGAGCACAACAAGGCUCGUAAAGAGGUCGGCAACAAACCCCUUAAGUGGAACACAACCUUGGCCCAGUAUGCCCAAGAAUAUGCCAACAAAAGAGUUGAUGACUGCGCUAUGGAGCACUCAAGGGGGCGUUGGGGUGAGAACUUGACCUCAGGUGAUGGCAUGACCGGUGCAACUGGGACUAAAUAUUGGGUCACCGAGAAAGAGUUCUAUGACCCCAAGUCCAACAAAUGUCUCAAAGAGGAAUGUGGUCACUACCUUGCUGUGAUCUGGGGAAAAACCACCGAGGUCGGAUGUGGCAUUUCAAAGUGCAAGGAUGGAAAGAACUACAUCGUUUGCAGCUACGAUCCCAUGUACCAGCCCGAGGACGAGCGCCCAUACUAGACGAUGUA